AUGCCAUCCACCUACUCCCUCCUAUCCCUCUCCCUCCUCCUCGCCCCCACCGCCCUCGCAGCCAACACCAUCAAAUUCGUCAACCACUGCCCCUACCCCCUCUACUACUGGCUCGUCGGACCCGCCAACUACUCCGAGCAACACCUCAGCGGCGACGGAUACGGCAACCUCGUGCCCUCCCAUGGCGGCUCCGUCAUCCACGAGAUGCUCGACACGUCGCAGCUGGGCGGCGGCAUGACGCUCAAGAUACGGGAUCUGGAGUACUAUAACGUCCAGCCCGCUGGUAUCAUGCAGGUUGAGUAUAAUCUGGAACUGCAAAAGGGCGCGUUGUGGUAUGAUCUUAGUGCUAUUGAUUGUGUGCAUGGGGCUGGGGCUGAGGUUGGGGGGUAUUGUCCUUUCAUGGCUGGUGGGAUUAGCCUCAAUGUUGCUAAUGUACCCGCUGGUACCUGCAACAGCGCACGCUGCUCAAACUCAAAGUGCGAGGGCACGUAUAUGACUCAUGAGAGUUUCCUCGAUGAGCCGAGUUUCUGGUGCGGUGCCGGUGCUGAUUUGAUGGUUGAGACGUGUAUCGAAGGACCUGGCAUCCAGACGUUCUACGGUAAAGGUCCUAAUGGUCCUUUCCCUGAGCCUAUGUCUGCUCCUGAACUCACCAACACUCCCGAACCCGUCUCUUCCCCCGCUCCUUCGACUACUUCCACCAUGUCUCCUCACGCCACAUCUGAGCAGACUUCCGGACCAGCUUCUUAUCUCACUUCGUCUACUACUUCGACCAAUGCUCCCCACGCUACUCCUGAGCACACCCACGUACCCGCUCCAUUCCCAUCAUCCAACCUAACCAUCUCCACACUCGGCGAAUGCGGCCACCGAUCAAACGAAACCUGCGCCGGCUCCGCCCACGGCAUCUGCUGCAGCAACUACGGCUACUGCGGCAGCACAUGGGCCCACUGCAGCGGCAACUGCCAACAAACCCACGGCUUCUGCCUCCGCGGCGGCGAAAACGGAACUCAGAUGGCUAGAGUGAGUCCCAAAGCCGGGUUUGGCGAUCUGCCCAAGCCGAGCUAUACGGCAGCGCCGGGUAUGAUGAGGAUGAGGAGGCCGAGGGUGUAG
Pyrenophora tritici-repentis Pt-1C-BFP is the source of this 1107-nucleotide messenger RNA. RefSeq lists its product as uncharacterized. The record is from RefSeq and is a predicted model, not a curated record. Lineage: Eukaryota; Fungi; Ascomycota; Dothideomycetes; Pleosporales; Pleosporaceae. Gene Ontology annotation, molecular function: chitin binding.